CCCCUCCCCAUGACAUCAUCUCCGCAGUGCUCGGGUUGUUGCUACUGCAUCUCCACACUCAGACUGACAUUGAGCUGAGCUGAGCGCAGUGUGUGAAAUGAAUCAUGGCAGCUGUUUCAUUUCUGGAUCCAGACCUGGUGCGGGAGGUGCUGGAGUGCCCCAUCUGCUUCGAAACCUACAAUCAAGACGAGCUCCGCCCCAAACUGCUCCUGUGUGGCCACUCGGUGUGCCGUCAGUGCCUGGAGAAGCUGCUGGCGAGCACCAUUAACGGCGUGCGAUGCCCGUUUUGCAGUAAGGUAUCCCGUAUGAGCAGCAUCUCCAUGCUGGCUGACAAUCUCACGGUGCUGAAGAUCAUCGACUGUGCGAGCUCGUGCGACUCGACGGCCGGCCUCAUGUGCAAGUCGUGCAAGAACCGGCUGCCGCGUCAGUACUGCUGCGACUGUGCCGUGGUACUGUGCGAUGCCUGCAAGGUGGAAGGCCAUCAGCAUGAAGGACACACCGUGCAGACAAUCCGUGCCGCCGCCGAACAGCGUCGCACGGACCUUGGCGAAAGGUUGGUGAACCUUCGAGAUAGCAUGGCUAAUAUUCAGAAGAAGAAAGCAGUUAUCGAUAACGUUUCGAAAUCCCUGCGUCUGAAGUACAAAGCGGUCCAGCAAGAAUAUGCGAGGGCCGAGCUGCAGCUUCAGGAGGAGCUCGGGCGUUCGCGCCGGGCCUUCACAGCGUCUCUGGCAGAGGUCGAGAAGCUCAAUUCUCAGAUCCUCGAAGAGCAAACGUACCUCCUGAACAUCGCUGAGGUCCAGGUUGUGUCUCGGUGUGACUACUUGACAAUGAGGAUUAAGCAGACCGACACUGCUUUUCUCGAAGGAGCAGGAAGUAACGAUGAAGAAGAGCUCGAUGUCAAAAGCAAUCUACCUGUUCUCCUAAAACUGCAAGAACCUGAGCUGCUCAAAGCAGAGAACCCGCAGUCUUUAGAUGUGGGGCAGCUGAUGACCAAGCAGUGUACCGUUAACAUCGAUGAAGAGGACGGCUUGGAGUUAGCUGCUGCAGCCGCCAUGGCCGAUGACACUACUGCCCCUGCCCCUGUAGAUAUGUAUCAUGAAGUGGAUAUGACAAGCACAGUAGAGGAAGCUGUUUGCGCCUCACCUGGCAGCUUCAAAUCCAAAUCUGUGGAUGGCGGUGGACCUGCGACAGGUGGAGCAACCGGAGGUCAGCUAUGUCAGUAUGUAAAGAAGAUGGGGUGCAAAGGGAACCUCCCGGGCAUGUUCAACCUUCCCGUGAGCAUCUGUGUAACUCCUCAGGGCGACGUUCUGGUGGCGGACCGAGGCAAUUACCGGAUUCAGAUCUUUAACCGCAAGGGCUUCCAACGUGAGAUCCGCCGCAACCCGAACAGCAUCGACAGCUUCGUCUUGAGCUUCCUAGGUGCUGAUCUUCCCAAUCUCAUCCCUCUGUCCAUCGCAAUCACCCCUCAGGGACUCAUCGGCGUCACUGAUAACUACGAUAAUUCAGUCAAGGUUUACACGACAGACGGGCACUGUAUCGCAUGCCACAAGAACCAGCUGAUCAAGCCAUGGGGGAUCGCUGCCAUGCCUUCAGGGCAGUUUGUCGUAUCUGAUGUGGAAGGAGGCAAGCUGUGGUGCUUGUUGGUGGAUCGUAACGUCGGGGUCGUGAACUACAACAAGUUGUGCUCGGCAGUUAGGCCUAAGUUUGUGACUUGCGACUCUUCAGGGACAGUGUACUUUACACAAGGAUUAGGUCUGAAUAUCGAGAACAGGCAUAACGAGCACCACCUGGAAGGCGGUUUCUCCAUCGGGUCAGUCGGGACUGACGGUCAGCUCGGGAAACAGCUGAGCCACUUCUUCUCUGAAACGGAGGAUUUCCGGUGCAUCACAGGAAUGUGCGUGGACACCAACGGGGACCUCCUGGUGACGGACAGUGGACGGAAGGAAAUCCUGCAGUUCCCCAAGGAAGGCGGUUAUAACAUCCUGAUUCAAGAGGGACUGACGUGUCCUGUCGGGGUGGCCGUCACACAAAAAGGACAGCUUCUGGUUUUAGAUUGCUGGGACCACUGCGUCAAGGUGUAUACCUAUUUACAAAAGCGGCGCUCGUCGACUUGUUGAGACCGCACCGCUUCAUUCGACUCGUCACUUUAACUCGAGGGCUGCGUUAUCUCUGAAAUUUCAUUGGUAGGGUUGAAAGAAAUGCAGACAGCGAUAACACAGUCUUUCACCACUGCCAGCGAGAGCUCAGAAAGAUGACCCAACUUUUACCUUUGUGGCUGCUUUUGUUUUCUGUUUGAUAUACGGCACAACAGGUGGCAAUAUUUUGACCAGACUUGUCUCUUUGAGUGGGAGUGGGAGCUUGAAAUUGAUAACGUAUACAAACUUUUAUGUGCCGUGCUACCAUCAAAGUGAAGGACUGUCAGGUUUACGUCAAGCACUAAACAAAAUGGAAAUAUUUGAUCUGGAUGGAUAAAAGGAACACGUUUGUCCACCUGGUAUUGAUUUCUCAAUGUCAAAGUGCCCUCUUCCCAUCAAAGGACGCGUACGUAGUUUCAUCGCGCAGCAUCAAACAUCGGAAUACAGUGUAACUACAUCUGUUAAUCUCGGGAUGAAAUGAUUACCAUGAUGCAGUUGAUGAAUUCAUAAUUGUAGGUGUUUUGUACCUGUAUACAAGUUUGUUGUAGCUACCAAAGUAAGUCCCAGAUCAGGAUUUCUGAGUGUGUGAUCACGGCUUAUUAGAUUGACAUGAUCGACCUGUCGACCUUUAGGAAUUUUGCAUAGAUGCUCUUAAAUUGAACCUAUGGUCACACGGGGUACAAGUAAUUACCCAAAAAUAGUCAUAUAUAUAUAUAAUUUUUUUAAUUAAAGAAAAAAGCAGUAAUUGAUCUACUGGAUAUGAAAUAGAAUUGCUUUGUUGUUAUAGAUUUGUCAAUGUUAGCCAAUGUCCCCACAUUUCAUGUUGGUCAAGUUUUUCCCCCUCGAUAUUCGAUGUGGCCUUGGCUAAUAUCACAGUGAACAUACAAUGUUUGAAGUUAAUAUACUUGAAAUAAAAUUGUUUUUUUGUUCGACUUCGAGGUAACCUUUAACAUUUUCACAACAACCAGAGCAUUAAAACCACUGACGGGUGAAGUGAAUGACCUCAAUUGUCUCGUUACAUUGGCACCUGUUUGAAGCUGAAAAAAUGGGCAAGUGCACCCCCCUUUAUGACAACGGUACCCUGUUAUCAGCGGUCUCUUUCAGUAGGAUAGUAUGUCCAGCCAUACCGCAGAAAUUGUUCAGGAAUGGAUUCAAAAGCUUGAAGAAAAUUUCAUGGUCUUGACUUUGACUCCAAAUCCCCUACAAAUCGAUCUUAUCAAGCGUCUGUGGGAAGUCCAGUUUAUUCAAGUCUGAUCUAUUGAAGCUACAACUCAGAACUUUCAGGACUUUGGACAGCACAAGGGGGAACCACACAUUAUGAAGCAGGUGGAUUAAAUGUUACCGCUUCUUGAUGUUGGUGGAAAAGUCCAAAAUCAGUGACAAUUAGAAAGUGAUUUGAAAACCUUUGCCGUUUGAUGCAACAGCAGCGUAGUCAAGCGCAUCAUGGUGAAAACACUGGUGCUUAGCAGGUAUAACAAAACCUGCCAAUCAACUGCUUUAUUUACAAGCUGACAAUUUCGUACUAUUCUACAACGCUUGAUACGAACUUGUGCAGGUUAACGCCUUCCUUAACGGGUCUACGCAUUAUUCCUCUUCUGGAAAAACAAACGCAGGACGACGCAAACCGCCGUAAUACAAUCCAGCAGCAUUCGAGUGUCCUCGUUUGCAAUAACGACUUGCUUUCGAGCUGAAAAUAUAAGGAAUUAAUCGAAACUAUCACAUUAUAUGUAACGGUGCACUCGCGAGUUUAUUUUGUACUGUAUGGAUUUGAGAUCCUGUUGCUAAUCGACACCUCGGCCUCUGUUGUAAAUCACAAUGUUGAGCACUUCUAGAUUUCUGUAACGAUUUUAAAGAAAAAUAGUAUCUUAUAAAAUAAAAGAACACGUGGCCACCCAUCAAACAACAAUCUGGAGCGGGUGCGUGUUCAGUUCUGAAAGUCAGAUAACGUGGUACCUUGAAGUGCAGCAUGUCCCGAUAUACACAUCGUCAAUUAGUCGAAUUUUGUUAGAAUAUUUAUGAAAUUGCAACAUUCUCUGCUAUUCUGCUAUUUAGCCAGUCUUGUCCGCCAUGUUGUUUGUUGGUGUGUUAGUUCCUCAACACUGUGGCAAAGCAAAGUGCGACACCAUGUUUGGUAAAAAUAAGCGCACUUAAGAAGCACUUCAUCGGGGUAUUUCCCAAGUGCCCUACAAUACGUCGUAAUCACACCAUGCUGAAAUCCGAGUCACGUUCUAUAGUAGCGUUUAGUCCAGAAUGCACAAAAUGACUCGAAAUAUCUGACACCAUCACGUCAACGUCUGGCCCAUGUCUUAAAAAAAUAUUAAUUCUUAUGAAAAGCAGGGUGCUGUAAACACGCAUCUCAGUCGUGGACACUACAUGACCAUGUGUUCUAGACGCUGUAAAGUAAACCUUUGUUUUUUCUUUGUUUGUUCAUGAUCAGUUGUGUGCAAUAAAUUCAUUAAUAAAUUUG
Messenger RNA from Silurus meridionalis, 4602 nucleotides. RefSeq names its product tripartite motif containing 32 (gene trim32). The transcript has 2 exons. NCBI's taxonomy places the organism in Eukaryota, Metazoa, Chordata, Actinopteri, Siluriformes, Siluridae. The coding region runs from base 105 to 2117 and encodes 670 amino acids. Gene Ontology annotation, molecular function: zinc ion binding; protein binding. The record is from RefSeq and is a predicted model, not a curated record.